This is a messenger RNA of Amoebophrya sp. A120, 1170 nucleotides long. Lineage: Eukaryota; Dinophyceae; Syndiniales; Amoebophryaceae. The record is from the annotation of a GenBank genome assembly.
CACACCUGAAGCCGAACCUUUUCGGAAUAGGUUCACUGAUCACGAUCUUCCUUCUAGUAUGGAAGUUGAUGAAGUGCUGCGGAAACGGAUCCCGCCCAAGCGCGUAACCAUGCCACGGUCAUGCUCUUGAUCAUGCUGAUUUCGUCGUCAGUCCGAAUCGAGAAAAAUUUCACUGUACGAAAUAGCCACUGGAGAGGACGAGUUGACUACAAUACACAGUACACCACUCUUGUUUGUUCGACCCUUUUCCAUUUCCUCGUUUCUUCGAGUAUUUUCUCAGUCUUCCCCCACGCAAACGAACGACACGCGCAAAUAAAAGAUGCCUUCCUUCGGUGACAGUGGCGUCUCUUGGGAGUGUGUCGCGCGGGAAUUCCGUGCGAAGUAUACUGGUGCACCAGCGGAAUCUGCUUCGUUGAAGGCAGCCAAUGCUGCCAUUGACAAGCUGUUGCCGGAGUUCAAAAAGAUCCCGGGGUUGAAAGAGGUAGAGUUUCGUUUUAUUUAAAGCUCACCACCACCUAGCGCCAGCCAUUUUUUCGCCUGUGCACUGCAAAUUCUAUUUCGCAGGAGCUAGUCUCCAGUACUGGGUGAACAAAAUCAAAGUAUUUUUUCCUACCUUUUCCAGGUCAAGCGCGCCGUAUGCGGUGAAUGCGGCGAUAUUAAGCUCGUCAUUUCCGUCCUGGAUGACAAAUUCGGGGAUUGGGCUGGUACCAAGUUCGCCCCGGAGGAGGCACUGCUCGCGGAGUGGAAAGCAAUCGAUGGGAUCUCGGCUAUCGAAACGCAGAACAUGACGUUUGCUACAUUGUAGCAGGGGACUGCAAGAAAGCUUAACGAGACGGAUCACGGGGAGAUGGGUUAUCCGUUUCCGAGAAACCGAUGCCUCAGGUCAAACUCAAAGUACUAACUAGCAGCAGAACGUGGACGCAGUGACCCCUUGUAGAGCUGUAACUGGAUUGUAUACGCAGUAAGUUUCCUUCGGUUGCUGUGCCUUGCCGUGCGUCAUACAUUGUUUGAUAGCACGAGUAGCCGAGGCAACAGCUGAGUGGUCCAUAUAGAAAUAAGCAAGUAGAGCAGCAGGCUGCAGGCCGCCUCAUCCCGACCGAUUGAUACCAAAAUGUUCAGAGACAACAUACACAAGGAAAAAAGAAAACCGCACAUCAAUAUGACUGUCGU